GAAAGCGUUCGUUGAAAGAGGACCUGCAACCCUGCCGUCUUUGUGUUGACAACUUCGGAGGAUUAAGAGUGUUUGAAUGGAUAUUACCAGGUGUACGGAGAAAUGGGAGAGGCCUCCAACAUCCUCCAUAAUGCUGUCUAGCAAGAAAUCAGAUGCUGGUUCCUCCUCCUCCUCUUCCUCAUCUUCUGUUGGAGCAUCAGGAGGUGAAAGGGCCUUGGGUUCUGAUGCACAGACAGGUCCCUCUGCCUCGGCUGCAGGAGCUAUGGAUUCAAAGAAGAAGGAAAGGUCUUCCCCUAGUGGGGAACCUGGAGGAGCCUCUUUCCCCCACCAGCCAGGCCCUGGAGGGGCCGAUCAGGAUUCAGCUGAAGUCCGCAGGACGAGUCGACGCAAGCGAGCAAAACAGGUGGAGUACCGUGAGAUGGACGAAAGCCUGGCCAAUCUGUCGGAGGACGAGUAUUAUUCUGAGGAGGAGAGGAACGCCAAGGCAGAGAAAGAAAGGAAGCAGGUCAUCCCUCCUCCACCACCACCACCAGAGGAGGAGAACGACAGUGAACCCGAAGAGCCAUCUGGUCUUGAAGGAGCUGCUUUCCAGAGCCGUCUUCCUCAUGACCGAAUGACAUCACAAGAGGCUGCCUGCUUCCCCGACAUCAUCAGCGGUCCCCAACAGACUCAGAAGGUCUUCCUGUACAUCCGCAACCGCACAAUCCAGCUGUGGCUGGACAACCCUAAAAUUCAACUGACCUUUGAGGCCACAGCACAGCAGCUUGAAGCUCCAUACAACAGUGACACUGUGUUGGUCCACAGAAUACACAGCUACUUAGAAAGGCAUGGCCUCAUCAACUUUGGUAUAUACAAGAGAGUUAAGCCUUUACCCACCAAGAAGACUGGGAAGGUUAUCAUCAUUGGGGGCGGUGUUUCUGGUCUAGCUGCUGCCAGGCAGCUGCAGAGCUUUGGGAUGGAUGUGACAGUGCUGGAAGCCAGGGACCGUGUUGGAGGCAGAGUGGCAACAUUUAGGAAGGGCAAUUAUGUUGCAGAUCUGGGGGCCAUGGUGGUGACAGGGCUGGGAGGGAAUCCAAUGGCUGUGAUCAGUAAGCAGGUUAAUAUGGAGCUUGCCAAGAUCAAACAGAAGUGUCCACUGUAUGAAGCUAAUGGGCAGGCUGGGGAACGGUGCACAAGUGUCCCAAAAGAAAAAGAUGAGAUGGUGGAGCAAGAGUUCAACCGACUACUGGAGGCCACAUCUUACCUCAGCCACCAGCUAGACUUCAACUUCCUCAACAACAAGCCUGUUUCUUUGGGACAGGCCCUGGAGGUCGUCAUACAGCUGCAGGAGAAGCAUGUAAAAGAUGAGCAGAUUGAACACUGGAAAAAGAUUGUGAAGACUCAGGAGGAACUUAGGGAUCUUCUCAACAAGAUGGUGUCCACGAAGGAACGGGUCAAGGAGCUCCAUCAGCAUUAUAAAGAAGCAAGCGAAGUCAAGCCGCCCAGAGAUAUCACAGCCGAGUUCCUGGUGAAGAGCAAACACCGCGAUCUGACUGCACUCUGCAAAGAGUAUGAUGAGUUGUUAGAGAUGCAGGUGAAGCUUGAGGAGAAGCUACAGGAGCUGGAGGCCAAUCCACCCAGUGAUGUUUACCUCUCAUCGAGGGAUCGGCAGAUCCUUGACUGGCACUUUGCCAACUUGGAGUUUGCCAACGCCACACCCCUCUCCACCCUGUCUCUCAAGCACUGGGAUCAGGAUGAUGAUUUUGAGUUCACUGGCAGCCACCUGACAGUAAGAAAUGGUUACUCGUGCGUUCCUGUGGCCCUUGCUGAGGGUUUGGAUAUCAAACUGAACACAGCAGUGCGACAGGUCCGAUAUACAGCAUCUGGCUGUGAGGUGAUAGCUGUCAACACCCGCUCCACAACUCAGACCUUUAUAUACAAGUGCGAUGCAGUGCUGUGCACAUUGCCCCUUGGUGUGUUGAAACAGCAGCCCCCCGCAGUCCAGUUUGUUCCCCCACUGCCAGAGUGGAAGACAUCCGCCAUACAGAGGAUGGGUUUUGGAAACCUUAACAAGGUGGUGCUGUGUUUUGACCGCGUCUUCUGGGAUCCAAGUGUUAACCUGUUUGGUCAUGUCGGCUCCACAACUGCAAGCAGGGGCGAACUCUUCCUCUUCUGGAAUCUUUAUAAAGCUCCAAUCCUGCUCGCUCUGAUGGCUGGAGAGGCAGCUGGUAUCAUGGAGAACAUCAGUGAUGAUGUCAUCGUCGGACGCUGCCUGGCAAUUCUCAAAGGAAUAUUUGGAAGUAGCGCUGUACCUCAGCCAAAGGAAACUGUGGUCACUCGCUGGCGUGCAGAUCCCUGGGCGAGGGGCUCCUAUUCGUACGUCGCAGCAGGUUCUUCGGGUAAUGACUACGACCUCAUGGCACAGCCCAUCACACCUGGCUCAGCCAUACCUGGAGCCUCGCAGCCUGUCCCUCGUCUCUUCUUUGCUGGCGAACACACCAUCAGAAAUUAUCCCGCUACAGUUCACGGCGCCCUGCUCAGUGGCCUUCGAGAGGCCGGACGUAUCGCAGAUCAGUUCCUGGGUGCCAUGUACACACUUCCCAGACAAGCCACACCCACAGCCACUAGCAACCCUCCGCAGGCUCAGCCCACCGCCAGCGUCUGAAACGGCCUUGUACAUCCUGUCGACUGACUGUCCCAUCAACUCUAGCAGCUCAUAAAAAAAAUAAAAAUCUUAAGGUUAAAAAAAAUUAACCUUACUGAAACAGGUUUUUUUUCUUCACUGGAGCAUUUCAGAGGGAAUGGGCUAAAUAUGAGCUUGUACUUACAGUUUGCCUACAUUUGAAUGAGAGAGGAUGACAAACUAUUGCAAAGACUGAGCCUCUGUCAUGCAACAAGAAAAUAUUUCAGUUUUAUCACAAGCUGAUGUGGUAAUCCAUUGUGAACUUUAUAAAUGUGAUUUCUCCAUUUUAAAAUGCAAAAGCUUGUGUUUACUUUCAGUAGUUGGAAUGACUUGAUGUAUUUGACCUUGCGGGGUAUUUGCUAUUUAUGAGCUCUUGUAUAAAGUUAAAGGGAUGGCUAAAAACAUCCACACUAAAUGAACACAAAACUUAAAAAGCAUACAUUACACUCAGCAGGUGACCAACACAGUAACACGCCCUCUUUAAAACAUUUGCCUUUAAAAGGAAGAUUUUUCCUUCUGUUGUUACACUAGAGGUCUUUUCUUGGUUCUCUAAGGCUAAAAAUAUUGCUUUAUACUGUAGCUCUAUGCCUCAUACAUUUAAUUCUAUCAUUUAGGCAGCUGAGUGUAGUUAAAAAGUUUGUACUUAAAGCUAAAAAUAAUAUGGCUUUUUUCUUUUUUUUUUUUUUUUUUUUUUUUUUUGCCAUUGCAAGUCUAAGUAACUUGUCGACCUAUUUCAUUUUAUAUUGUCAAAAUGUUUUGUUAUUAAAUGACGACACAAAUCCAAAGUUUGAGUCUGUGUUUAUUUAAAAUUAAACGGGGUUUAAAUUUU
Melanotaenia boesemani (Boeseman's rainbowfish) is the source of this 3491-nucleotide messenger RNA. It is a transcript of the gene kdm1a, whose product is annotated as lysine (K)-specific demethylase 1a. The transcript has 22 exons. The coding region runs from base 77 to 2644 and encodes 855 amino acids. The record is from RefSeq and is a predicted model, not a curated record. NCBI's taxonomy places the organism in Eukaryota, Metazoa, Chordata, Actinopteri, Atheriniformes, Melanotaeniidae. Gene Ontology annotation, biological process: regulation of DNA-templated transcription. Gene Ontology annotation, molecular function: flavin adenine dinucleotide binding; oxidoreductase activity; protein binding. Gene Ontology annotation, cellular component: nucleus.